This is a messenger RNA of Paramecium sonneborni, 796 nucleotides long. The record is from the annotation of a GenBank genome assembly. NCBI's taxonomy places the organism in Eukaryota, Ciliophora, Oligohymenophorea, Peniculida, Parameciidae.
AUGAAUUAUUUAUUUUUAUUAUUUGUAGUGUCCUAUUAAUAAAAAUGCUAAUGGGUAGAUGAAGAUAAUCGAAUAUAUGAUUAUACUCAAUUAGAUCAUCCUUAAGCAUGGCAUGUAGUUGAUACUCAAAAUGGUAUAAAACUGUGUAAUUUUAGGUAUGGGAAUGUUUAAUAUGGUUUACAUUUUCAAUUUCUGUAAUAUCGAUUUAAAUUGUCAUGGAAUACCAGUUGCUGUUUAUGAGGGCUUAGAAGUAAUGGGAACUAUCACUGAUAAUUGUGACAUUGUAGGAUUGAAAUCAACUACUUCUAUAUCACACAUUUUAGAUAAACCUAAAGAUUAUGGAAUUUCUAUUUCAUUUAAUGAUAAUUCUUAAUGUGUAGAAACGGCUAAUCAAAAUAGAGCUGUAUAAACUGAUAAGCCAAGAACAGCUAUUUUUAAUAUAGUUUGCAGCGAAAAAGCUGAAAAAUAAUUUAGAAUUGUACAAGGCUAUGGAUGUACAGUUACUUUAGAAAUUUACCAUCCAAUAGGAUGUCCUGUCAAUAACAGUAUAUUCUUAUUCAUUAUAUAAGGUAUUUUUAGUUACAUAAAAGCUGUAAUCAAAUACUUAAUAAUAUUUACUCUGCUUUUUCACUUUUUAGGAUUCAUAUAUAAUAAGAGAAUAAGAAAAAUAAAUGGUAAACAAGCUAUACCAAAUAUUCAGAAAAUUUAAGAAAUUAAAGAAAUACUGAUCUAGCUUCUGUAAAGUUUAGAAAGAUUUAUUAGAUAAAGAAAUUAAAAUGGAUACUCAGUUGUGUGA